Alosa sapidissima (American shad) is the source of this 4212-nucleotide messenger RNA. RefSeq lists its product as uncharacterized. Lineage: Eukaryota; Metazoa; Chordata; Actinopteri; Clupeiformes; Clupeidae. Gene Ontology annotation, molecular function: cysteine-type peptidase activity. The record is from RefSeq and is a predicted model, not a curated record. Gene Ontology annotation, biological process: proteolysis. Bases 1 to 4212 code for a protein of 1403 amino acids. The transcript is spliced from 24 exons.
AUGUUACAACCUGACCUCUGCUCUACACAGCCAGACCUCCGCUCCACACAGCCUGACCUCCGCUCCACACAGAGUGACCUCCAGUCUGCACAGCCUGACCUCCGCUCCACACAGAGUGACCUCCAGUCUGCACAGCCUGACCUAUGCUCAACACAGCCUGACCUCCAGUCUGCACAGCCUGACCUAUGCUCAACACAGCCUGACCUCCAGUCUGCACAGCCUGACCUAUGCUCAACACAGCCUGACCUCCAGCCUCCACUGCCUGACAUCCAGUCUGCACUGCCUGACCUCCAGUCCAACCUCCACCCUGCACUUGCAGACCACCCCUAUUCAUGUAAUCAUACAGCGCCCCCCAAGACGCCCCGACAUGUGAAGUGCCCUCACUGCACCCUUGUUCUAUACAAAAAAAAUUUGGCUCUACACAUACAAAGACAACAUGGCCUACCAAAAGACAUAACAGCAAAGUCACACCUAAAAGGUACAUGUGUAGACCAAAGCAAAGGCCUGUAUGCAGUCAGAAAAACGUCUUGCGGUUUUUCUGUCCCAAUACAUGUACAGAGAAAAACAUGGGGCCAGACAAAAGUUACAAGGUGUGAGAUGGAGGACUGCCGGCAAUACCACCUGCUCGCCCAGCGGAGUGGCCUCACUCAUAGCACCUGUCACCACAUCAGGUCCAUAGAGUACUGCAACACCUCUGCCACCGAGGUACCACUUCAACAGCAGGUCCUAGACGAAAUGCUCUUAAGCAAAUUUUUUAAUGACUCCAAGGUGGCAGUGUGUAAACACAGACAAAAAGAAGCAGAGAAUGCUCAGGCCCCCCUGUGUGUGUUGGUGGAACUUGAUGGUUCUAAAAGCAAUAUUUGCCUUUCAAUCCAUGAACCAAGGCUACACCACUACAGCACCUUGGGCAGGGUAAUAGUAACCUACAACAGAAAAAAGAACACCUGGCAUUGUCCCUGUGCAAAGGCACGCACAUCUUGUCCACAUAAACAUAUUGCGAAGUGGCACCUUUUUCAGACAGAAAAACACCUUUUCAUGACUGCAACACCAACAACAGCAUCACCACCAUCAACUCCUCUUACCACAGAGAUGGAGAGAACUGUGAGGUAUGUGUAUGGGAGCAAAAAAAUACCUGCCACUCUUCCUGAAGAGGUCACAGCUCACAGACAUUACCCUCAGCAGUUGUUUCCGACUGAAACAACUUGCCAGUUGUGUCCAGAGAACCCUAACUUAGAGGAGGCUGUGCGAGUCACCAGCAAAGCUAAAAUAGUUGGCAUGGAAGGUGUCACACAAAACAUUUCAACUUACAGAAGAAGGUGCACCAAAUGCCAAAUGAUGUACAGGUACCAGGAGUGGACAGAUGGCCUGCACAACUACAAUGACCGCGUCAUCCUGACGCUGCAGCUGUGUCAGUAUUUAAGACACAAUCUUCAGAAUCAUGUGUCUGUGUCCCGAGUCAUCAAUUCUCUUGAGACUUUGUUAAAGAUGAAGUUUCCAGCCAAUGAGUUAAUUUUUCAUGGAUACUGCCAAUUUGAGGCACUCUGCAACACAGAGUACAAAUACUCUUGUGUAAAUUGUGGCUUUUACCCUCCAGUGGUGGUUAUGGACCUCCACAGGAAAGGAGUGUUCAAUUUUGAGGUUAGUGAGCUGGAACAACAUAGGGAUGACUUUUGCGGUGAACACAACAUAGAGGCUUUCUGGGAAUCUGUUCAUCUGCACAUGAUCAGCCGAGGAUUUUUUGAGUUCUCUUCACAGAAUCCAUUUGUUGUUAAACCAACAUAUGACAACUGGGCACCUUGGAUCGGAAGGGAGACUCGUAAAGGAAGUACUGUGCUUAACACCGAGUUCGAAAAGGCCCCAGUGCAGAGCUGCUCGGCUAAACCUCAGUUAUGCGAUAUAACAGAGGACCGCCUGGUUGAUGAGCUGCUGAGGCAAAAGGUGUCCACCAUUCGCAACCUGUGCAAAUCCUGCAACAUGGACACAAAGGGGUCACGCAUGGACCUUGUGAACCGGUUACGGGGGGAAAUGAAGAGCAGGCAGACCUAUGACAAGGUGUUUCAGUCGAUUUGGGGGGCCUCUGGUGGAUGGUCUGUCAUUAUGUGCCCUCAUGGAAUUGUUUACAGCCUUAAAUUCAAUUUAAGAGCUGAAAGCCCCAGGGACUUUGCAGAUGUACUUCUGUCGUGGAAGCAUUUGCCGAAUGUCUGUGUGUAUGACUUUGCGCGGGGGUUGGUAGCCCAUACCAAUCUAAGAGUCCCAGACAACCCUCCAUUUCAGCCCUUUGAGGGAAGGCUUGCUGAGCCAACAACUAACAAUGUAGAGGCUGCCACACAUGGACAACUUAAAGUGCAUCUCCCGUGGCUGGUAGAGAGACUCAGUCAACCGGAUUCCAAUGGCCAUCCUGUGACAGGCUCAGGAAAGCACUACGUCCUCUAUGACAAAUUCCACCAGUCAAACACAAAAGAUCCACAGGAUGUGCUGCGCAGAAUCUUCAUUGCUCCUGAACUGCAGGCAACUCUGAACAGUCAGGUGGCUGAGCAACUGUUCGCUUGUCUGAGGAAGAACAAUUACUUUCUAAACAACAUGGGACCAUCUGCUCACAUCUUCCUGAUGCGGAACAUCAUAGAGCACAGGAACAACCAGCAAAACAACACACUGCUGAAACGCCAGCUGAGAAGGGGUCUUCAGGUUCAAGACCUGAACAGUGUCACCCUGUCAGACUUGGGCCAAGUGCUACUAGGUGCAAAAACAUUGCCAGACAGAACAUCACAGCAAAGUCAUCCGGAAGGUCUACAGCCACCUGUAAUUGAAGUGUCACCGCAAAGUGAACCUUGUCUGUUGAACGCUUCAACUCACUGUGGGCAGGACUGUGCAGCACUGACUGUCAUUGUUAAUAUCAGGCCCUGCAGAAGUUCGUGGGGUCCUAAUGGAGUUCAUCCCCUUCAGGAAAAGCUGUUCAACUACGUACUGAAUGACAGUGGGCCAGCAAAUGAGCUCAUUGUUAAAGCUGGUCCAACAUGUCUAACCAGGGAGAAUUUACUGACCUUGGGGACAAACAGGGAGAUGGACUCUGUGGUGGGGAAUGCUUGUUUGAGGUUGGUUCAGGAGAUGGUCCAACUUCAGGGGAAAGAUGUUUUCAUCAUGGACCUUCACACGCCCCCAACAUGGCUCCCACCCAUGGAUUGUGACCCUCUGCAUAGUCUUCCUGUGGAUUACGCGAAGAAGACACUGAUAUUUCCUCUGUGGACUCGAGGGCAUUAUCUGCUUUGUGUCAUGGAGCCACUGAAAACAUUAAUCUUGUUCAUGGACUCGAUGUAUGCCAAGAAAGAACAAGGCUUUGGGCACAAGCCUUAUCAACACAUUUUGAGGGCUCUUGCACAGAGGAUAGCACCAGGACCUUGGCAGGAACAGACAGGGCUGGACAUUGAGGGCCUCCCACAGCAACAUUUUGGUGUUGACUGUGGAAUUUUCAUGAUCAUGUAUGCUUGGUACAUCGCCCUGGAGACACCAUUUGAUUUCUCCAUACAUGACAUGCCCUACCUGAGGAGGUGGUGGUGCACAGUGUUAAUGGAGAAUCUGGAGAUCGAGGGGCAUGGAAGAAGAUUCGCACAUUUCACAGAGGAGGGCAGAAAGACGGCAGACGGUAGUGUGGCACCUGUUUUCCGUGUGCCACGAAAAAGGAAGCUGGACACUAUGGAUGGUAAUGGGCAGAUAAUAGUUGGGCCACCAGCAGCAACAUCAGCAGCUCCUACAGCCCCAACAGCAGCUCCAACAGUCCAGUGUGACAGCUGUGUCUCCAUUGAACAGAGAGAAGAGAGUUUCAGUGAAUUAGAGGACUUCAAUGAAGAAUGUGAGGACACAAGUUGUGAGGAAAGAGAAGAGCGUUUGCGUGAGAUACAGGAGCUCAGCAAAGACUACCAGAACACUAAAUGGCUCUUCGAAGAGGCAAAAAAGGCAGCAGACUGGUUGAAUGAAAACAGUGGGCUGAUAAAAAAUAAAUAUUGGCUGCCACGGGUGUUGGACAUGGAGGCGGAAGAGCAGGAGGAGGUGCUGGCCAGACAGUUUGUCCAGUUGGACGUUGAAAACAUGAAUUUGUUCACAUUUCAAUUUACCACCGUCCAAGAUCACGAAACAUUUUCUAUUUAUGUACGGGACGAACUUCACAUUCGGGCAAUGACAUCAUUUGUCCAAAGAUCGUUUCCAAAUGAAAAAUAA